Molecule: messenger RNA, 1809 nt
Organism: Plasmodium vivax (malaria parasite P. vivax)
Lineage: Eukaryota; Apicomplexa; Aconoidasida; Haemosporida; Plasmodiidae
Product: calcium-dependent protein kinase 3, putative
Exons: 5
Coding region: 1-1809 (602 amino acids)
Biological process (GO): protein autophosphorylation; peptidyl-serine phosphorylation; intracellular signal transduction
Cellular component (GO): cytoplasm; nucleus
Molecular function (GO): ATP binding; calcium/calmodulin-dependent protein kinase activity; calcium-dependent protein serine/threonine kinase activity
Source: RefSeq, a predicted model, not a curated record
AUGAGCACCGUGUGCGCGCACAGAAGUAGACCCAUAAGGCCCAGCGGGCCCGUCUCCAACGCGACCAUCAAGAACAAGAUGAAGAGGUCGACGGAGGCCCUGAGGAAGAAAAAGGGGUCGGCGAACAAGUCCUUCAAGUGCAGCAAGAAGAACACCGCGUACUGCGAGGGAAGCAGAAUUGCCAGCAAGAAAGGGAAGCAGCAUCAGGAGGAGGAGGAGGAGGAGGAAGAGCAGAAGAAGAAGGAGCGGCAGGGGGGGAAGGCCCCAAAGUGUAAGAGGUCGAAAUUGGGAGAAGGGGGAUUAACUAAGAGUAUGAAAAAAGGCAAAGAUAGCGACACGCGUGAGGAUGCAAGUGAAAAUGCGAAGGCGCACCCCGCCCACCGGGCACUCAAACCCUGCAACAGCGAAAACUUCAAAUUCUCCAGGAAGGGGUUCAUUCUAAGCUUUACAGGAAAUCUGCAGGACUUUUACAACCUCUCCGAAGAGCCCCUAGGCAAGGGCACCUACGGAUGCGUCUACAAGGCGACGGACAAGCUCCUCAAAAUACAGAGAGCCGUCAAGGUAGUCUCCAAGAAGAAGCUAAAGAAUGUACACAGAUUUAGACAAGAAAUAGACAUCAUGAAAAAUCUAGACCAUCCUAAUGUGAUUAAGUUGCUAGAAACAUUUGAAGAUAGCAAGCAGAUUUACUUGGUGAUGGAGUUAUGCACAGGUGGAGAGUUGUUCGAUCGAAUUGUAAAAAAAGGACCCUUCUCCGAAAUGUAUACCUCCUUUAUAAUGAAGCAGAUUUUCUCGGUGCUAAACUACCUGCACAUUAGGAAUAUAUGCCACCGAGAUGUGAAGCCGGAGAAUUUUUUAUUUUUCGACAAAUCUCCAGAAUCGCUAAUCAAGGUGAUUGACUUUGGCUUGGCUUCCUACUUUAGCGACGAUGACUCGGAGAUGAAGACCAAGGCCGGGACCCCCUACUACGUCGCCCCGCAGGUGUUGGGAGGCCGCUACGACUACAAGUGCGACUUGUGGUCCGCGGGCGUGCUCUUCUACAUCCUGCUCUGCGGGUACCCCCCCUUCUACGGCGAGAGCGACCACGAGAUACUCACCAGGGUGAAAAGCGGGAAAUUCACCUUCAAGGGCAAGGAGUGGACCCACGUGACGGAGGAGGCCAGGGACCUCAUCAAGCGCUGCCUCACCAUGGACCCUCAGAAAAGGGCAACCGCCAGCGAAGCGCUCAGGCACCCCUGGUUCAAGAAAAAGCCGAGCACCUUCACCCUGGACUUUAAGAUAGACAUCCACGUGCUGGAGAAUUUUAAGAAUUAUGCCCUCAUGCUGCGUUUUCAGAAGCUAGCCAUGACGAUUAUUGCCCAACAGAGCAACGACUAUGAUGUUCAGAAGCUCAAGGCGGCCUUCCUUCACCUGGAUGAGGAGGGAAAGGGGAACAUAACGAAGCUGCAGCUGCGGAAGGGCUUGGAGAGGAGCGGCCUCAUGCUGCCCCCCAAUUUUGACCUCCUCCUGGACCAGAUAGACAGCGACGGCAGCGGCAACAUCGACUACACGGAGUUUCUGGCGGCCGCGAUUGACAGGCGGCAGCUCUCGAAGAAGCUCAUUUACUGCGCCUUCCGCGUCUUCGAUGUGGACAACGACGGGGAGAUUACCACCGCGGAGCUGGCCCACGUCCUUUUCAACGGAAACAAAAGAGGAAACAUCACGGAGAGGGACGUCAACCAAGUUAAGAAAAUGAUCCGCGAGGUGGACAAAAACGGCGACGGGAAGAUCGACUUUUACGAGUUUUCCGAAAUGAUGAAGCUGACUCUCUAG